AUGCUGCCGCGGCGGACCGGGAGAAUUGGCCGAUUCGGAAGCAAGGCGUCUCGGCGAUCGCCAGAAGAACUGCAGGCGGCGCGGCCGGCAGCUUUUUCCAGUGCGGGUAGCGUUUCGUGCAGUGCAGUUCUCCGAGUUGCCGCCGCGUCGCUUCUUUUCCUCAGCGCCAACUGCGCCGCAGUCGGCGCCGCGGCGUCUGGAAGCACCAGCGUUGAACGCUCCCGUGGAAGCGCCGAGUCACUGUGGACAGCACAGUCACGGCAUGAGUACCUAACUCCACAUUUCCCGAAUUUAGACAUCAAGUGGAGGGAUUCGCUGUCGCCACUAGUGACUAGGGUUGGUGCCGCGCUUCGCGGAAAAUCUGUCGCUCAGAUUCGAUCUGCAAGCAAAGCGGCGCUGUAUAGCUUCGGAAGCGGAAGCAGCGGACGCAUGGAUGCGCAUGCGGCUUGGAAAGCCAGCAGCAGCUCAAGCGGAAGCGGGAAACGCGAUGGCAGCAACGGCAGCAGCGGUACAACUCGAAAGACGGCGGGCAUCAUUGGAAAUCGGACGAUCAGAAAACGACGGGCUCUAGCAGAGAUCGUGUCGCUUUCGAAGCCAAGCGGACCCAAUAACGGAGCCCGGCGUAUCCCCGUUGUAGAAAUUCUAGGAACAAAAGAUAGUGCUACUAGUAACAGCGCCGACAAGCCGAAGCAGACUACAAUCAACUCGCCGUACGCGAAUCUGAUUGGCUCAUCUCAAGGGAAGAUCGAAUCCUGGUCGCCCCCGGAAAACCGGUACCUUGUCGCGCUUUGCGUGUACGGGCGACUAUCCAAUCAGGAGCAGUGCUUGCGGAACUAUUUAAUCGCCGCCGCGCUUCUACAGCGAACGUUAGUCAUUCCGACCAAGGGUUGCGGCGUGGCUUACAGAACGUUCUGCUGGCGGUGGGACAAUAUCGUGGAUGUGCCCAGAAUGCGGGCGUGCCUCGCGCCGGCUUAUGGUACUAACGAGACUGUUAUUACGGUGGAUGAGUAUUUGGUGAGGGAGGGUCGUGACGUGGCGAUCGAUCACAUCGCGUGUCUUGCGAACCACUCAUGUCUUGACAACUGGCCUGUGAUGAAGUCGCACUUUCAGCACAUCACGCUACCGGAUAAACUCGAGUACCCCGUCAUACCCUCCAAGGAUGUCAACGACUUUCUGCACGCAUACGCACCUUAUAACGACGCGCCAGUCAUCAGCCUCGGAGAUGCAUUUGGCUUGUCUCUGGUCCAUGUCCCUUUCUUUUUGAAGUCUGCGAUUCCGCCCUUUAAAAGCACCUGUGCGGACAUCUGGCAGCCUCCCCCAGUUAUAGUCAACUUCGUUAAUGGAUUCAUCGACACGUUUCUGGGGUCGGAUUAUGCGGCGGUGCACCUUAGGCGGAGCGAUUUCGCCCUGCAUUACCUAAAGGAGAGCAGCGAGGAGAAGUCGCAAGCCGCUUACCUUCCCAUUGUCACAGUCGCACAAUUUAUCGUUGGGAGGUUGAAAGACAGAGGCGCGUCUGUGGUGUACCUUGCAACUGAUGCAAGCCCGUCUGAGAUUGAACUACUGGAGAGGAUGCUUCUUGGCCCUGGCAGCACCACCCCCCUUGUGGUGGUGCGUCUGUUGGAUUUUGCCAAGGGGACGCAGGAGUAUUCCCAUUUCCCCUGGGUGAAGCGAUUCCAAGACUUGGAUUCAGAGGACGAUGGCACUCUCAGGGCGACUGCGGAGAAGCACAUAUGCGCUAAUGCGCGCUUCUUUAUAGGCACGCCAAAGUCGACCUUCACUAUGGAUAUUCUUCGGUUGAGAGUGCUGCAUGGGAGGAUGAACGAAGUGGAUGCGUUUCUGGAUGAUCAGGUAUGA
Closterium sp. Yama58-4 is the source of this 1854-nucleotide messenger RNA. The record is from the annotation of a GenBank genome assembly. NCBI's taxonomy places the organism in Eukaryota, Viridiplantae, Streptophyta, Zygnematophyceae, Desmidiales, Closteriaceae.